AGUUUUCAAACAAUGGACAGUUAUUCAUUUGUUCGUCCUGGAAAAUUGAAAUUAAAAGGUGAAAAGAAAAAAACUAAACACCAUAAACGACAUCAUGAAUCAAAAUUAAAAGUUGAAAAAACAGGACGUAUCUUGGAAGCAGAUGCACAUGGUGGCUGGUGGUCUGCUAAACAAUUCGAUGAAGUCAAAGAUUCAAUAGCAAUACAAGUUUAUGUUGCAAUUGAUAAACAGACAGUUGAUGAACCUGAAAAAGUGAUACACUCUGAUAAUGAGAAUCAGUUUACAACUGCUUGUUAUUUAUCAGCGACCGAUGAAGGUUUGGUUGUUGUUGGGCCACCAAGAAAGUAUGGUGAACCACCAGCUCCAGAGGAGAUUUUCACUGCGAUGCAAGUUUCGGAUACUAAAGUUGCAUUUAAAUCUGGUUAUGGCAGAUAUCUUGGUGUUUCCGUUAAAUCCGAUGGUGCAUUAACUGCUACAGCAGAUGCUGUUGGAGUUUUUGAACAAUUCGAACCAAUUUUUCAAGAUGGUCGUAGUGCUAUGCUAGGAGCAAACAAUUGUUUCCUUUCAGUGGAUCCUAAUACAGAUGAUAUUGCAUUCAUUAGUCAACAAGCCAAAACUAAUGAAAUGGUUGCUUUUCGUUCUAAUAAACCACUCAUUCAUGAUCCAUUAUUGGAUAUACCAGAAGAGGAACGAGAAGGUUUAAAAAAAGCUGAAGUUAAUUAUGUACGUAAAUUUCAAAGUUGGCAAGAUCAAAAGCUUCGUUUAAGCAAAGAAGAAUUCAGUGAUGUAAAACGUGCUCGUCAUUCUGGCAAUUUAUAUGAAUGUCUACUAGAUCGACGUGAAAAAAUGAAAUCUGAUCGUUACUGUAAAUAGUUGAUAAUUAAUUCAUUGUGUAAAAUUCUAAUAAUCUUUUUAUUUAUUUAUUUAUAAAAUUUGUAUUUCUUUGAUCAUCUGUUGUUGAAAUUGUCCAAAUAAAUUUUGUCAAAAUGUAGAA
This is a messenger RNA of Schistosoma turkestanicum, 994 nucleotides long. NCBI's taxonomy places the organism in Eukaryota, Metazoa, Platyhelminthes, Trematoda, Strigeidida, Schistosomatidae. The record is from the annotation of a GenBank genome assembly.